AGGCACGCCUUUAAAAACAAAAGUGAAAGAAAAAAAGAAGAGAAGCCAUAUCGAGUCUUUAAACAGCUGCGUAGUUUAUGAGGGAGAGUGUGGAGGAGUGAAUGAAGAACAUAAGUUUUUACAGAUAGAGAAAACAGCCAGAACAAAACACUCACAAGACACUCCAAUCUACUGCAAUGACAUCUUUAAAGCCUCACCUAAACCAGGAUCUAAGGAGAAAGACCAGAUCAAGACUGUUCUUACUAAAGGCAUCGCAGGAAUCGGAAAAACCGUUUCUGUGCAGAAGUUCAUUCUGGACUGGGCUGAGGGAAAAGCCAAUCAAGAUGUAGAUUUCAUGUUUGUUCUUCCAUUUCGAGAGCUGAACUUGAUCAGAGAUGAUCAGUACAGUCUUCACAGACUUCUGCCAGACUUUCAUCCUGAACUUCAAGAUCUGGACUCAAAGAUUUAUGAGGAGUGUAAAGUUGUGUUCAUCUUUGAUGGUCUAGAUGAAAGCAGAAUCACACUGAUGUUUUCAGAUGAUCAGAAAGUUUGUGAUGUGACUGAGACUUCAUCAGUGAGUGUGUUGAUGUCAAACCUCAUGAAAGGAGAGCUGCUUCCCUCUGCUCUCAUCUGGAUCACCUCCAGACCAGCAGCAGCCAAUCAGAUCCCCUCCAAAUACAUCAACCGUCUGACAGAAAUUCAGGGAUUCACUGAGCUUCAGAAGGAGGAAUAUUUCAGGAAGAGAAUCAGUGACCAGCAUCAAGCCAGCAGGAUCAUCUCACACAUCAGAAGAUCAAGAAGCCUCCACAUCAUGUGCCACAUCCCUGUCUUCUGCUGGAUCUCAUCCACUGUGCUUCAGAAGAUCCUGGAAGAAGACCUGAGUGCAGAAAUCCCUCAAACUCUGACUGAAAUGUACAUCCAUUUCCUGCUGAUUCAGAUCAACAUGAGGAACCAGAAGUAUGAAGAGAGUGAUCCAGAGAAACUCCUGCAGUCUAACAGAGAAGUGAUUGUGAAACUUGAUGAAGUUGCUUUCAAACAGCUGAUGAAGGGUAAUGUGAUGUUCUAUGAGGCUAUUUCAAGUGUAAACUGAAACGUAUACACCUACAUGCUAAUGACAUCAACCUGCAAGGUGACGACCAAAAAAAAUAAACAAAUUAAUAAAAUAAAAAACAACAAUACUGUAAUCACCAACAACAUAUAGGCACCAAUAAUAUGUGAUCAUAUUGAAAAACAAUCAUAUAAAUUAUGUAAUGUUAUAUUAAUUACGUAGAUUUAUAGAGUUAAUAAGAUAAAUAAACAACUGAUUAAAUAAUGAUUGAGCAUUAGUGAUGAACACCUGCUGUUUCUGAGAAUGACAGAGGAUCAGAUGGUGAUGUUUAACUGGCUAAAAUGAUGCCAGCAUCAAAAAGAUCAGUGUUUGAUUUAGUUGGGCUCUUGACCCUUUUACGAAUUCAAAGAAACGGCUUCUAAGCAACUGCUUCACAGCUAGCACUGACUACAUAGAUUAGCAAUGGAUUAUAAAUAUACUUCAUUAUUAUUCAAAUUAUUUAUCUCCAACCCCGAAAAAGGUAGCAACAUAUUUCAUUUUUGAGGCCACGAGGGAUGGAAGUACAGUGCAUGUAUUGUACCGUCAAUUAAAACAUACCAAUAUUAAGCUUAUUUCCAAAAAAAUAUAUAUGUCAAAAACUGCAUAUAAAGUUGUGAUUUAUGAAGAUUACAAGAUACAACCCUCAUACCAUUGUAAAGACUGUACUCUAUCCCUCACAGCCUCAUUUACGUUUAAUCUGACUAUGAUCUACGGCAGAUGAAAUUCAAAGGGAGU
Messenger RNA from Puntigrus tetrazona (Sumatra barb), 1801 nucleotides. Its product is annotated as protein NLRC3-like. The transcript is spliced from 2 exons. The record is from RefSeq and is a predicted model, not a curated record. NCBI's taxonomy places the organism in Eukaryota, Metazoa, Chordata, Actinopteri, Cypriniformes, Cyprinidae. The coding region runs from base 335 to 1069 and encodes 244 amino acids.